Molecule: messenger RNA, 1629 nt
Organism: Sphaerodactylus townsendi
Lineage: Eukaryota; Metazoa; Chordata; Lepidosauria; Squamata; Sphaerodactylidae
Gene: NME8
Product: NME/NM23 family member 8
Exons: 12
Coding region: 1-1629 (542 amino acids)
Biological process (GO): GTP biosynthetic process; UTP biosynthetic process; CTP biosynthetic process
Molecular function (GO): nucleoside diphosphate kinase activity
Source: RefSeq, a predicted model, not a curated record
AUGCUGCCUGAAUCCAACCCAUUAUGUUUUCUGCCAGCGAGAGACUUAAAGUGCGCUGAGAUCUUCUCAAUCCCUGAAAACGGCAAAUGCCAAUUUAUAACUGCUGUAGUGAGUAACAUGGCAGGCAAGAAAAAAGAAAUACAGCUGCAGACAACAAUACUCAAUCAGACUCAGUGGGACGAAAUGUUGUUGGUUAAAGGUCUAACAGUAGUAGAUGUUUAUCAGGCUUGGUGUGGGCCUUGCAAAGCCGUGGUUACAUUGUUCAGAAAACUAAAAAAUGAAUACGGCGAAGACGACCUUCUACAUUUUGCUGUGCCUGAAUUUGAGGACUUUGUUGCAUUUAUGGUGAGCGGACCAAGUCACAUUCUGAUAGUUGCAGAAGGUAAAGAAGCUCCUGAUAUAAUGCCUCUUAUGAAAGAACUGGGUGGGGAGGAGACAGAGGAGGAGGAAGAAGAAGAGGAAGCCCUGCUUGAAACAGAGAAACAGGCGGACCAAGAGAUGUCAAAUUUAUGUGAAAUUCAUGAUACUGUUGAAGAAGCAAGCAGGCAACUGGCUUUCUUCUUCCCUGGUUUUUCGAAAAAGAAGACAGGCCCUGCUGUCGAAAGAACGUUGGCCUUAAUUAGACCCGCACUCUUAAGGGAAAGAAAGGACUCUAUUCUCAAGAGGAUCGAGGACGAUGGUUUUACGAUAGCAAUGCAAAAGGAAAUCAUUCUGUCCGAAGACCAAGCACGAGAGUUUUACAAGAUGCACGAAAAUGAAGAUUUCUUCCCAACACUCCUACAUGAAAUGACCAGUGGGCCAACUCUUGCGCUUGGAUUAGUGAAAGAAAAUGCAGUCGAAGAAUGGAGAAAAUUACUAGGCCCAAAGGCUGUUGAGGAAGCAAAGGAACACUGUCCAAACAGUUUGCGUGCCGAGUUUGCCAUUGACACUGCGCCUAUCAAUCAGCUGCAUGGCAGCUCUACUACCAAUGACGCAGAAAAGGAAUUAGAAUUCUUCUUCCCAGUGGAGCACACUUUGGCUGUUAUUAAGCCCUCAGCUCUCGCGGAACAUAAAGAUGACAUUCUAAAUGAGGCGAAAGAUGCCGGCUUCAUCCUGUCUGAAAUGCAAGAAACACACAUUAGUCCUGAGAUGGCAGCCCAGUUCUACAAAUCUCAAGAAGGGCAGCCCUAUUACCAGCAGCUUGUGGAUUACAUGUCCCAUGGCCCGUCAAUGGUGAUGAUUCUAACCAAGGAAAAUGCCGUGGAGGAAUGGCGAAAAUUAAUGGGGCCAACAGAUCCAGAAAAAGCCAAACAGACUGCUCCCGAGUCGUUACGUGCUCGAUUUGCUAAAGAUAUCUUGAGCAAUGCUGUCCAUGGAUCAUCAACUGCAGACCACGCGUUACAAAGCAUUGACUUCUUCUUUGGAGAUAUUGAUCUAGAGAGCCUCAAACACAAAUAUAUAUCGGGGUGGGGGAGAGAGAUUGAGCCGUCUACCAAUCUCUUGGAGGAGCGCCAGGUUGGCAAUGGCGCCCAGGUCCACCACCGGAAAGCCGGCGAGGUGCCCAAGUCUACCACCCGAAACCCGGUAAGGUACCCAAGUCUGCCACCUGAAGCUGGUGACGGUGACCAGGUCUACUGCCCAAAGCCGUGA